CAGCUAAACAUGUUUCAAUGCGCUUGGCUCAGUCUAUACUUUGAUGAGUAACUUGACUAUCUGAGUUGUUUACGUACUUGUUGAGUAUUUACUAAUAUAUAUAUAUAUAUACAUAUAUUUUCUACGAUAUUGUUAUUCAGUCAUUGUGCAUAGAUAAUAACUGUAGAUAUGAAGCUGCUAAAAAUCACAGAAUUGAUCCGUGAUAUUCCAAAUGGAGGACCAUUAGGAGUAUUUAGAAAACGAGCAAGUUUUGAUUGGAAAAAACUGAAAUUAAAUAUUUUUGGUGUUGAUUAUCUUGAGUAUCAUGAAAAAGUUUAUAGGUUUAUUGAAAAUUCACCCGAUUUUCAAAAACCCACAAAAUCUCUCACACUAGAUGAAUAUCGACGAAGAUGUUUCAACCAGAUAAAAAUUCUCUUCAAAAACGAUCUUAUUGUAUCAAAUGGCUUGUGUUUGAAUGCUUAUAUUGAUUAUGACUCUUCAUUGCCAGUGACUGUAGGUAUUUUAUAUGCCAUGGUUCCAGGAGUAAUUUUUUCUCUGGGUACUGAACGUCACAUUGAUUACGUCAGCAAGUUCUAUAGUGGACAAUAUAGAGGAUGUUUUGCCCUCACCGAAGUUUCUCAUGGGACAAAUGCAAAAGGUAUGAGAACGACUGCGACUUAUGACGUUAGCUCACAAUGUUUUAUUUUAAAUACACCAGACUUUGAAGCUGCUAAAUUUUGGAUCGGAGGGCUAGGUAAACAAGCAACACAUGCAGUAGUUUUUGCUCAACUAAUAACACCAGAUAAUAUUUGUCACGGUCUCAAUAUCUUCGUCGUUCCCAUUAGAGACCCAAAUACCAUGCUACCAAUGCCAGGAUUAACGAUAGGUGAUUUAGGUGAAAAAGUUGGACUUAAUGGUGUAGAUAAUGGUUUUGUGAUGUUUCACAACUUUAAAAUACCGAGAGAAAAUUUGUUGAAUAAAAUGUGUGAUGUUACACCAGAUGGAAAAUUUAUAUCAACGAUUAAGGAUCAAAGCAAACGAUUUGGUGCGUCACUUGGAACUCUCUCUCUUGGUCGAGCUAACAUAACCAAUAUUUGUUGUAAAUACAGUUCAUUGGCAAUAGUUAUUGCAGUUCGUUAUUGUGCUGUUCGUAAACAAUUUGGACCAUCAGAAACCGAAGAAUGGCCAGUUUUAGAAUAUCAGGCAUUAUACGGAAGAUUAAUGCCGUGGUUGGCAGCUACAUAUGCCAUACUUAUUUUUUCAACAACUUUUAUGAAACAAGUUCAAAUCUUUCAAGCACAUUUAUUAAAUCCCGAAACGAAAGAGGAAGCAGCUGCUGAAGGCUUAGAAAUUCAUGCUCUUUCUUCAGCUACAAAACCUCUUUGCUCUUGGACUGUUAGAGAUAUUAUUCAGGAUUGCCGAGAAGUUUGUGGUGGAAUGGGAUAUCUUAAAAUCGCUCGCCUAGGAGAUCUGAGGGCAGAUCAUGAUGCUAACUGCACAUACGAAGGUGAGAAUAAUGUUUUAGUUCAACAAACAAGCAAUUGGCUUCUGACUUUCUCUUCUAACUUUACCACUGGUACAUCCAUGCCUUCACCUUUGAGAUCAAUUGACUUCUUAGCUCAAGGUAAAAAAAUUCUUCAAGAUAAAUUUACUUGUACGAACUCAGAGGAAACUUUGGAACCUGAAAAUUUAGUUAAGGCUUUUCAAUGGCUGGUUUGUUACUAUUUCGAAAAAACUUGCCAACGCGUUGAAGCUUUGAAGAAUGAAGGAAAUAAUCCCUUUACAGUUAGGAAUGAAUCUCAAACUUUCUAUGCUAAAUCAUUAUCACUUAUUUAUGGAGAGUAUGCAAUUCUGAAAUGCUUCGUCGAAAAAAUCAAUGAUCCAAGUUGGAGCGCUGAAGAAAAAACUGUGUUGAAAAAAAUGUGUUCUUUGUACGGUUCUAUGUGCCUUGAACGUAGACUUGGUGAUCUAUAUGCUGGAGAGUUCGCUGAUACUUCAUCAAAAAUAGACAAAUUUUUACGUGAUGGAAUUCUGCAAACUUCGAAAGAACUUGUUGAUGAGGCUGUUGUACUUGUAGACGUUCUUGCACCUCCAGACUUUAUAAUAAACUCUCCCUUAGGAAUGUCUGAUGGAAAAGUCUAUGAACAUCUAGAAAAGUCACUGCGUCAAAAUCCGGAAAACUCUAAGCGCCCAUCAUGGUGGAAAGAGAUGGUAUCGAAGUUAUAAUAAAUGAGGCGUACACAUAAAUUAUGGGAAACUUUCUUAUUUCGAUUAUAACAGGGAACUGUUACCUUGGUCGUCCUUCAAAUUGGCGCCACUGGAAGUAUUAGCGGUCUUCCAGAACCGGGUCUUAAUUUGUCAGGGUCGUUGUAAAUUUAAUUGGUAAAAGAAGAAUGAGGAAGGAUACUUCAUAAAUAAUUUAAAAUUUAUUUACAAUCACUAUUUUUACUCUUUAUUUAUUCAGUCAAUU
This is a messenger RNA of Microplitis mediator, 2449 nucleotides long. Its product is annotated as peroxisomal acyl-coenzyme A oxidase 3-like. The coding region runs from base 169 to 2205 and encodes 678 amino acids. The record is from RefSeq and is a predicted model, not a curated record. Gene Ontology annotation, molecular function: FAD binding; fatty acid binding; pristanoyl-CoA oxidase activity. The transcript is spliced from 12 exons. Gene Ontology annotation, cellular component: peroxisome. Gene Ontology annotation, biological process: lipid homeostasis; fatty acid beta-oxidation using acyl-CoA oxidase. NCBI's taxonomy places the organism in Eukaryota, Metazoa, Arthropoda, Insecta, Hymenoptera, Braconidae.